UCUUUUCUUACUCUGUGGUUUUAUACAGCUUCAUGGACGACUGGUUUGUACGCUGGGAAAGCAAUCUGCCCUUCAGGAUGGCUUGCCCGGGAGAAGGAAUCGUGCUACAUCUUGCUUCCCGAGAAGAUGACGUGGCAGCAGGCUUCGAAAGCUUGCAACCGUUCGGGAAGUGGCAUGGUCGUCCCAGACUCGCAAGCAGAACAGAACUUCAUCUGGCGGGAAAUGAGAAAUUGGAUGGGGGCCUUGGGCGUCACGAUCGAGGCUGAUCUGGAAGUGUGGAUCGGCUGUAGACAUUUGGAAAACUCGGGCCAGGUUAUGUGCCAUGGUGACAGUGAAGCUCACAGUUACGCAACUUGGGCCAACAAUGAGCCAAGUGGUGGUUCGGAGACCUGCAUCAGAAUGGCCAAGAAAUUCAGCGGGCGAUGGGGAGACUCUCUCUGUGACCAGCGAAAAUUCGCAGCGUGUGAGUUCAACCCUAUAUCCGCUUGUGAGCUGAAUCGCUGGAGUACCCAUUUCAAACACGCACCGGGGCUGUGCCUGCAUAAUCACGAGGUUAGGAGUCUACAGGUCCACGGACUGGCAAAAUGCGGAGUGGCGUGUUGGGCUGAACCCCUGUGUCGCUCAUUCAGUCUGUGGUUAGAUGGCGGCGACGUGGUGAUUUGCCAACUCAACACUAGGUCACGCACUGAUGCUGGAGUUGAGGACUUUAGCCACGCGCAAAACUGCGCUUAUUUUGAGUUUCAGAGAAUGUCUUGACUGGAAACUGUCAGCACACUUGUUCUGGAAAUUGAGCUUAUGCACAGUUUCCUGUAGUAAUGUAGACACAAUAAUGUUAUUGACCUUUUUAAACAUUCCAUAUGAAAAACCUUCUACUUUGAAGUACAACUUUUGCGAGAUCGACUCCACUGCGAUCAAUUUAAAGGAUAGUUUUUACGGUGUUCAUUCCUCGUGAGGUAAAUCCUUUCUUUAUGACGGUAGACAGAAGAGUUGGAAGUGUUGAAAUAAUUCAAAGAAUUAUUAAAAGAAAUGUUACGUUCAUGAUCUAAGACAAAGAAAAGUAGGUAAAAUCAUUUUUACCUGUUGGCGGUUUUUAAUUUCCUCAUAAUUUUGUAAUCUGGGAUUUCCAUCUUAGAUUCGACAAUGAUGUCGCUUGCGCUUUUGUUGCUAUAACCAGCUCAGUGCAGUAAUUUAUUAGAGAAUUGUUUCAAUAAUGAUAACGCGUUUUGCCUGACUUUUUCCUUGACCAUUCAGUCUUUGAUUGUUCUUACUAUUCUAACGUUUUGAUAAAUUGAAACGUUUGCCACUUAUACGCAGGAUGCUGUACCUGUCUCUUUAAAAAAAAAAAGAUAAGUAUGAGCAUUGACUGAUUACUUUAUCUGGUCUAUUUGCAGUUUAACAUUCAACUCCGAAUAAACAGCACCUAUAC
This is a messenger RNA of Acanthaster planci (crown-of-thorns starfish), 1426 nucleotides long. Its product is annotated as chondrolectin-like. Lineage: Eukaryota; Metazoa; Echinodermata; Asteroidea; Valvatida; Acanthasteridae. The record is from RefSeq and is a predicted model, not a curated record.